Messenger RNA from Aspergillus steynii IBT 23096, 741 nucleotides. RefSeq lists its product as uncharacterized. NCBI's taxonomy places the organism in Eukaryota, Fungi, Ascomycota, Eurotiomycetes, Eurotiales, Aspergillaceae. The transcript has a single exon. The record is from RefSeq and is a predicted model, not a curated record. The coding region runs from base 244 to 579 and encodes 111 amino acids.
AUUGUCUCAUGACUUGAUCAUUGUUACUCGUUUGGACAUACUGUAUUUAGAGAAGAUCGACGUACCUGCGAAGGCAUAAAAACAGCCCCAAUCUCGCAGUACUCAAAAGGUAGAAGGAGAAUGGACAAGAAAAUACUGUUAAUAUUCAUUUUUCAAGUCUAGCGAAUCUAACAGGUUCCUAUACAGAGCUUCCAACCAGAAAACACCCCAUACUCCUCUCCCAAGACAGCCUACUCCAACACCAUGUCUCACCCCUCAGGCGGCUACUUCACUUGCACGUACGAGUACCACGCGCCGUACACCGAUGCACAAGGUGUCUCUCAUGUCGACAAAUUACACAAGUCCCGAUUGUAUUCUAGGACAAAGAAAUACACCCAUGACGGCCUGCGGUGGUGGUAUAACGACACGUUCAGGCCUGCCGUGAAGCGACACGUCGAGGAGGUGUUCCUGAGGAAGAUCAACGACGGCAACACAAAGGGUCUCAAAUACUCCCCGUUCGACGAGAACAACCUACGCAUAGUGGGAAACCCUGAAUGGAGUGCGAACAAGCCGGAUGGGAGGGAGAUCUCGACUCUUUGAUUCCUCGGGUGAGGGUUUGGUUCCGAGGUGCGGCUUUGAUGAUUUAAACGACUUUAAAUGGGUGUGAUUGAUGAUUGACGUACUGAGCACUCGUGGAUGAUAUGCUGUUGCGACCGACAUCUCAGUGGGAUCGAGGUUCGCUCUAUGGUGGAUCAUUUCUUG